Molecule: messenger RNA, 841 nt
Organism: Schistosoma guineensis
Lineage: Eukaryota; Metazoa; Platyhelminthes; Trematoda; Strigeidida; Schistosomatidae
Source: the annotation of a GenBank genome assembly
CAUAAUUUAAGUGAUUGUGAUUAGUGUUUAUACGAUCCAUCAAAUUUGAGAUUGGCUGAAUGACAUAGUGAUCACAGUCCAUAUUGAUUUAAUUGUUAAUUUAAGUCAUUUUCUAAAUAUUAAACUCAAAAAUGGAGAUUUUGAUUGUUCAAACAGGAGGUACAAUAGAUAAGUGUUAUCCUAAAAAUAUUGGGGGUUAUGCCUUUGAAAUCGGCAAUAGUUAUGCCAUGGAGAUUUGCAGUAGAUAUACAUUGCCGGAUUACAUAAAAUUUCAACUCACCAAACCAUUUUUAAAGGAUAGCUUAGAAAUCUCAAUGGAAGAUAGAUCCGAACUUAUUAAUUUAUUGAUUGAUACUCAGUUUGAGAAGAUACUUAUCACUCAUGGAACGGAUACAAUGAUUGAAACUGCACAGUAUUUAACUAAUUAUGAAGAGAAGCUUAAAAACAAAUGUAUUGUGAUAACAGGUGCUUUUCGACCCGGUGUAUUCAAAAAUACAGAUGCCGACUUCAACGUAGCAUUUGCAAUUGGUGGACUGAUAAUGUCAAAGAAGCCAGGAAUUUUCAUAGCAAUGCAUGGUCAGUUCUACCAGCCAAGUGAAGUUGUUCGCGAUGGAGAAACAGGGACUUUUAUUCCAAUCGGAAAUGAAAAGUGAGAGCCACCAGAGCAUAACCUAGUAUACAAUUGUUAGAUUCUAGUCAAACGUUCACCAGAGAAAUCAACUUGCUACUGUUUUUAUUUAAAAUAGCAUAGAUUGAUUAUGAACAGCGAACUAUCAAUACAAGUUUGGGAAUUCUAGAUGCACUUAACGAGAUAAUACAUUUGUUUUUUUACUUUGUAUUA